AUAAUCAUACAGCCGUUCUGUGUGAUACAUAUGUGAAAUCAAAGUAUACGAGUAUAUCUGGCGGCAUGACUUCAUGGAUUGUAACCAAAAGAAAGCAAGCAGAACUUUACGAAGACGAAAAAGAAAAGAGAAACUAUCUCAUGCGCAUAUUCCAUGUCUGGAACAAGAAUACAUAACAUUGUGCCAGUGGAUGAAAAGAAGCAAUUUUUUUCAAAGGCGCCCCUUCCUAAGACCGGCUAUACUCAGCUCCACUGGUAGAGGUUUGAUGACAUGCCAUCCCAUUACACCAGGCAGUAUAAUUGUGUCUAUCCCUCACAAACUCCUCAUCACUCCACAAACAGUGUUAACAAGUUUGAGACACCACAUUACAAAAUGGGACAAACAGUUAUCUUCUCAACAAGCUAUGUCAGUUUUCCUCUUAGUUGAAAGACAAAAACAAGAAUCGUCCUUUUGGUUUCCGUACAUCAGUGUAUUACCUAAGAGGUACACCACUCCUGCUUUUUUUUCGGAGGCAGAACUGAAUCUCCUGUCAAAAACUGUGAGGUCAAGAGCUUCAACAGAGAUCUCAAAAGUCUACACAGCCUUCAAGUUAGUAACAGAUUUUGUCAGAUCCUGUUGGCCGGAGAUAGUACCACUUGUAACACUUGCAGACUUUUUGUGGGCAUGGUAUUCCAUUAAUACCAGAUCUGUUUACUUCAAACAAGAAUUGUGUGAUGAAUUUCUAGCUGAUGGCAACUUCAUAGCCCUAGCACCCUUCCUGGAUCUGCUCAACCAUUCAUUUAAUGCUAAGAUAAAUGCAUCGUUCAAUGAAAAGAAUAACUGUUAUGAGAUACAGACUGAAGACACAUACAGAAAGUAUGAUCAAGUAUUUAUAUCCUAUGGUAACCAUGACAAUACACACUUGUUAGUGGAGUAUGGCUUUGUUCUACACAACAACCCUAAUGAUGUUGUGGAAUUUUCUUUUGAUUCUUUAUUAGAUAUUGCAUUGAAAAUGGAGCAUGAACAUCUGAAAGAGAAAAAGUCUAUUUUACAGGCAGGUGAUUUUGAUAAGAAAUUGUGCUGUUGUUCUGAUGGCUUGUCCUGGAACCUGCAGGUGGCGCUGCGAGUGCUGUGUAUGGAUUGGAUUGAGUUGAAAAACUGGAAAGCUGUGAUGCAGGGAGGAAUUAUUUCAGACAGAAAUGAGGUGUCCACCAAAGCAAUGGCUACAACUUUGAUCAAAACAUCGCUGAAUACAUGUCAGGACAACUUAAAAAAAUUUCAGGGUGAGCUUUGUGACAACAUGAAAGAACAUGUGAGACUUGCCUAUGACUUCAUUCUUAUAGAAAGGACAACCUUACAAUCUGCACUGGUGAGUGUCAAGUAAUAGUGUACUAGA
Ylistrum balloti is the source of this 1375-nucleotide messenger RNA. RefSeq names its product SET domain-containing protein 4-like. Gene Ontology annotation, molecular function: histone H3K36 methyltransferase activity; transcription coactivator activity; protein binding. NCBI's taxonomy places the organism in Eukaryota, Metazoa, Mollusca, Bivalvia, Pectinida, Pectinidae. The coding region runs from base 74 to 1363 and encodes 429 amino acids. The record is from RefSeq and is a predicted model, not a curated record. Gene Ontology annotation, biological process: positive regulation of transcription by RNA polymerase II; peptidyl-lysine dimethylation; peptidyl-lysine trimethylation. The transcript has 8 exons.